Molecule: messenger RNA, 1553 nt
Organism: Zingiber officinale
Lineage: Eukaryota; Viridiplantae; Streptophyta; Magnoliopsida; Zingiberales; Zingiberaceae
Product: probable sarcosine oxidase
Exons: 1
Coding region: 207-1448 (413 amino acids)
Molecular function (GO): flavin adenine dinucleotide binding; sarcosine oxidase activity
Source: RefSeq, a predicted model, not a curated record
UCGCGAAUUAUUUGAUUCAAUUACAUUCCUAUGUGGAAAUAAGGAUAAAUAUUUUAUAAAUAUUUGAAUUAUUAUUUUUAUUAUGGAGUUAGGGCUUAGGUCAAAAUUCAACAUGGAGUUUUAUCGCCUCUACCGUCCGGUCCAUAGACUUGAACAGUUGUAUCGUGAGCAGGGCUCGACAGUAGAGAGAGAGCGCUCCAGCGGCAAUGGCGGCGGCAUGCGGCGACCGGUUUGACCUCGUCGUCGUCGGCGCUGGUAUCAUGGGGAGCUGCGCCGCUUACUACGCGGCCAAGCGCGGCCUCCGCGUGCUGCUUCUGGAGCAGUUCGACUUCCUCCACGGCCUAGGCUCCUCCCACGGAGAGUCGCGCACCAUCCGCGCCACAUACCCGGAGAACUACUACCCCUCUAUGGUCCUCGAGGCUCGCUGUUUGUGGGAGGAGGCCCAGGCCGAGGCCGGCUACCGCGUUGUUACCUCCACCGCCCACUUCGACUUCGGCCCCGAGGACAACAAGAGUCUCCAGUCUGUGAUUGACUCCGGUGGCCAUCAUCGAGAGGUUAACAUCCGCCUUAUCGACCGAGGAUCUUCGUCCUCUGUCUUCUCCGGAGUGUUCGCUCUCCCGGAUGGAUGGAUCGGCGUCGUCUCCGACAUCGGCGGCGUCAUCAGGCCGACCAAGGCUGUGGCGAUGUUCCAAGCUCUUGCCCUAAAAAAAGGGGCGAUUCUGAAGGACCGCACCCGAAUAAUCGCGAUCGAGAAGGACGGCGAGAACAGAGAAGGUGUCCGCGUCCGCGCCGCCGGUGGCGAAAUCUUUUUAGGGAGCAAAUGCGUGAUAACAGCAGGCGCGUGGAUGAAGAAACUCGUCAAAUCAGUUACCGAAAUCGAUCUUCCCAUCCAGCCCCUGCACACCACCAUCUGCUACUGGAAGAUAAAAGCAGGGCACGAGGCGGAGUUCACGGCGGAGGGAGGAUUCCCAACCUUUGCCAGCUACGGCGACAGCUACAUAUACGGAACGCCGUCGCUGGAGUUCCCAGGGCUUAUCAAGAUCGCUCUGCACGGCGGCCGGCCGUGCGACCCCGACCGGCGAGACUGGACGGCGAGCAGCUCCGGGGUGAUGGUGGACUCCGUGGGGGAGUGGAUCCGGAAGAUCCUGCCGGGGAAGGUCGAGUCAGGGAAUCCAGUGAUAACGCAGGCAUGCUUGUACUCGAUGACGCCCGACGGCGACUUCGUGAUCGACUUCCUCGGGGGCGAGUUCGGGAAGGACGUGGUGGUCGCCGGCGGGUUCUCCGGGCACGGGUUCAAGAUGGGUCCGGUGGUGGGGAGGAUCGUGGCGGAGAUGGCGAUCGAUGGGGCGGUGGAGGGGUUGGAGAUUAGGCACUUCGGGAUCCGGCGGUUCGCGGAGUGCUCGAGUGGGAACGCCAAGGAGUUCGAGGAGCAAGUGUCUUCUCAUUGAAAUUUCUCAUUCUUCAAGGGUAAAAUUGCAAAUUUUUCUAGGUUUCCUAUUGCACUAUGUUCGUAGCCGUAUUAUAUAUAAUGCAGAUGCGAAUUAUUUUUAUUA